Cherax quadricarinatus is the source of this 598-nucleotide messenger RNA. Lineage: Eukaryota; Metazoa; Arthropoda; Malacostraca; Decapoda; Parastacidae. The record is from RefSeq and is a predicted model, not a curated record.
UAGUUUAACAAGGUUUUAUCGAAAGUUUAUUUAAAACAUUUCACAUUAUACGUUUUAUUUCCAGCGUCCUCCGUCACCCAACUAGUAUAAUUGUAGUUUUCAAAAGGCUAAAAUCUAUUUUUUUUCUUUGGAAAUGACUUUUGGAAAGUGUUGGUAAUCCACAUUUUAGUUGUUGCCAGUCGUAUGGCAACUGUGUCUGCUCGUGGUAGAUCAGUUCGUGACUCUGCUCUCUCCUCUGCGCCCAGAUCUACUCUAGGCUCAUUUCCAGGGUUUUCCUCCCAGAGAGAUGAAACGGAAGCAAUAACUGUUACUGGACAAGACACACCACCACCACCGGGUAUCAGUGUUGCCCCAGGUUCCUGCCCCAGUUGUAAGAUUGGUGACCUUCACAAUGUGUAUCCCACCUGUGGUAUAUGUGCAGCCAUCUGUCUCUUUCCCCUGGGACUGGCAGUACCUUACCUGCUACGUGGGCAACGAUGUGACGUCUGUGGCUACGUGGCUGGAAGGUAGAAGACACAAGUCACCUAGGAAGACCUUAUUUCUAAUUAGUUUUUAACAGUUUGAGGUACUGGAAAGUAUUCUGAAAAUACCUUAGAUA